Rotaria sp. Silwood1 is the source of this 387-nucleotide messenger RNA. Lineage: Eukaryota; Metazoa; Rotifera; Eurotatoria; Philodinida; Philodinidae. The record is from the annotation of a GenBank genome assembly.
AUGUCGUACUCAACCCAGUAUCCUAAUUCAAAUUUUCUUCAACUUCUGCCAGUAUCAACACAAUUUCCAGAUCCUAAACUGUUACCUAAGUCAAUGAAGAACAUGUCCAUAUCAGAUCAAGUAGUCAAUUUUUAUCCAGUACACAAGAAAGGUCCAAAUUAUCUCAAAUAUUGUAUUGGAUGGCUAUCGGAUGAGGGAAAACCUUCUAGCAUGGGAGACUGUAUUUGGCAACACACAUCAGGUCCAAAUUGGUAUUGCACCGAAGUUAAUAUGGCAUUAGCAUCAGAUUCACCAAAACUAAAAUCUUAUGGACCAUACAUCAGACAAUUGAAAUAUUCUAUUGCUAUGUCACAAAUGAAAUUCUUUGGUAUUGUAUCUCGAGGUUAG